AUGGCCUCCAACUUUAACGACAUAGUCAAGCAGGGCUACGUGAAGCUCCGCAGCAGGAAGCUGGGGAUUUUCAGACGAUGCUGGUUGGUUUUCAAGAAGGCUUCCAGCAAAGGACCCAGAAGGCUAGAAAAAUUUCCAGAUGAAAAGGCAGCUUAUUUCAGAAACUUUCAUAAGGUAACUGAACUGCACAACAUCAAAAAUAUAACCAGACUGCCUCGAGAGACAAAGAAGCAUGCAGUGGCAAUUAUUUUUCAUGAUGAAACGUCAAAGACAUUUGCCUGUGAGUCAGAACGAUUCAACGUGUACCUUAUGCCUACACCCAAUCUGGAUAUUUAUGGUGAAUGUACAAUGCAGAUCACUCAUGAGAAUAUCUAUCUCUGGGAUAUCCACAAUGCCAAGGUCAAACUGGUGAUGUGGCCUCUCAGCUCAUUGAGGAGAUACGGUCGGGACUCAACAUGGUUCACAUUCGAGUCAGGAAGAAUGUGUGACACGGGAGAAGGACUGUUCACCUUUCAAACGAGGGAAGGAGAGAUGAUCUAUCAAAAGGUCCAUUCUGCAACACUGGCCAUAGCUGAGCAACAUGAAAGAUUGAUGCUAGAAAUGGAACAGAAGGCCCGGCUUCAGACAAGCUUGACUGAACCUGUGAUGUUGUCCAAAUCCAUCUCUCUUCCUCGAAGUGCAUAUUGGCAUCACAUCACACGCCAGAACAGCGUGGGAGAAAUCUACAGUUUGCAAGGUCACGGGUUUGGUUCCUCGAAGAUGUCUCGUGCACAGACCUUUCCCAGCUACACCUCGGAGCAGAGUGAUGAGGCCCAGCAGCCGCUGUCGAGGUCUAGCAGCUAUGGGUUCAGCUACAGCUCCAGCCUCAUCCAAUGACACACAGAGAGCCACUCCUAGCCAGAGAGACAGGCUGCCCUGGACCUGCCUGGGGGUCAAGAAACCACUCGUACCCUCUGCAUACUAGAAGACCGACUGCAGUAAAAAUUGAAAUGGGUCAGGUCUCAUCCCAAUCCCAGUUGAAGGUUAAAAACUGGAGUUCUGCUUCCUUGAAUCAAUGGCUAAGUCCUUUAUUUAUUGAAUUUCUUUGGGGGAAUCUAUGUUUAAAAAAAAAAAUAGACUCCAAAUCGUAUGAACAGUCACUUAAAUUAAAAAAUUUCCUUGGGUCUGACGGUAGCAGAGCAUGGGCACUGUGGGACGUUGCCCAAACUGGGUUGUGUCUCUGUGAUGGGGUCAACCUCCAUCCUAAUGGUGGCUUCCUCUGUCUGUCCGUCUGAUCACAGGCCUGUCCUUAGACGUUAAUGGUGACCCGCCACAAUCUGUGUGGCUUUGAAGGUUUCAGCAGGGACAAACCCAGUAAGCUCUACCAAUGGCAUCAUAACUCUCCAUAUAAUUAAGUCCUGACAAUUAAGGGAACAUGUAACUUAGAAUAUAAUAUUAUGCAGGGCCCUGUAGUUCUAGUGUGUGUGUGUGUGUGUGUGUGUGUGUGUGUGUAGACAAAUACAGAAAUGGGUAUUGCAAUAUCCAUCUAUUUGUAACAAGUAUAUAUGAAAUGUGUGCUCAGGGUGACAGGAUGUGUUCACUUAAAUCGUUGAAAAUUGUAAUUUGGUGCAUUAAAAUUAAGACUGUUAUGUUGAAUAGCUAUUUUUAAAAUAGUGCUGUAAAAAAAAAGACUUCUUAGCAAAAGUAUUUCUGUAGUCAAGUCAGCUCUUUGACAAGUGCAAAUGAAAAUGUGAGCAAGGGGUGCACUUUGGAGGCAAAGGAGCAAGUCUAGCUGUGCUGCACUUCACGUUGCCACUCACGCUGCCUUUCCGGUUAGGGUCCGCUUGUGACCGUUUUUCUCCCUUUGACCACCCAUCUGAGCUAAGUGAGGAAGUUUGGGUGUGUUCCCUGAUCAGCUUCCGUUUAAUCUCGAAAAUCAGAAGGACUCUGAACGAUAAACUGUUCAAGAAUGAAAUAGAAAUAACAUGUAGAAAGAACUCAGCUAUUUUCAAUCACUAAGAAGAACCGCAGGCACAGGAUUGCAGACAUAGAUACCUAAAAUUUCAUAGCCGCCAUUCUCAGAGUGCCAUCAAGGGCUUGUAAAGCACAGUGCAGCCAGAAUUUGUUGCGCUUUAUUUUCCUUUCACUGGACGAAAGUUGGCUAGGUUUAUAACACAAAAUGUAAUAUUUUCAUCCCUGACACUCAUGCCAAGUCAACAAGGUUUAAAGGGAAGUGGUGAUGGGCAAAUUCAGGACAACAGCUAUUUUUGCCUUUAAUUUUAGAGUUUACUUGAGGAGAAAUAAAAGUUAUUCUUUCUGAAUUAUCUGAUGCCAUGGGGCUAAGAUGGUCAGCUCUCAAACAGUCGAGGGAAGAUUUGAAGGACACUGAGCCCAGGUCAUAUAAGAUGAAUACCCGGUUUAUUUUAAUAGCAGAAUUUAAAAACUAUCAGAGUUAGUCUGUUGAAAGGGGAUCUUUUUUGCUGAUCUGUGAUAAGAUUUUUUUUUUUAUCCCUACCCAUAGCUUGAGUGCAGAUUGACAGUUCACUUCCAUGAAUAACUACCGAAUAAAAAUGGUUAUGGGGCCCUCCUGGAUGAAUUUGCACUUGUACUAAUGAUCUAGAGUUUCCAGAUCUCUCAGAUAAGUAUGAAAACCCCAUCACGAUGCUAAUCAUAAGAGUCAUGUGAAAAAUAAUUAUCUUAAGCUUUCAGGGAUAAAAAUUACCCAAACUCUCUGUACUGUGAAUUUUGCUGACACAGCAGAAGUGGGUCUGACUGGUUCGUUGGGUCACAGCCUUACCUGAGAUUCCAGCUUUCAGGGUCAAACGUCUCUGAAUUACUUUAGCACAUGGCAUUUGCUGUUGAAAUGCCAUUUGUAAGAUAUACCAGAGCAACUCCCACUGAGACCAUUUCAGCACAGCUCCUAGUGGUGCCUCAUUCAGAGAGAACCUCUGGCCACUCACUCAGUUGAGCUGUUGCUUAGAGACCACGAGUUUCUACCAAGGGACCUGGGGGAGAGGCCCUCAGGGGUCCUGGUUCAUGUCUCAGCUUUAUUAACAUGCAGAGAGUGCAGACAGUGAGCCCAGGGGAUUCUGCUCAUUAGACACGUCUGCUCAGUUGUCUCCUUGCUGGGAGACACAGUACCUCCAGGAAGUUGUUUCAGGAACACCCUUUGGAUCUGAUCAUUAUUAGUGAGCCUCACUGAGGGGCACCAAAGAUCAGACAUCACCAGCUGGACCAGUUCAUUCUGAAAUAAUAAGUCACAGUGAGUGUGUGAGAGAGAAAUGCCCUUCCCAAGUCUUUGCCCCAAUCACAUCGCAAUGAGAAUAAUGCUGAAAAAUAGCUCACGAUACAUUUUUGGAGACUUAUUCGAGCAUAUUCCUCCCAGUAUACUCUUGGUACAGUUGUAGCUAAGUGAAAAUUGCUAAAUGAACAGAUAGGAGAGUUUAUACUCACCUAAUGUACUUGACAUACGGCAAAGCACAAGGUAAUAAAAAUGAUGAGCAGAUAAAUCUUCCACAAAAACCAAAGAUGCAAAGUUACUGUGUCAGUCUCCUGGAACUUCGUAAAAUCAAUUCCACUGGAGCAACUAGAAUGAUCAGAGACUUGUAUUUAAUUCACUUGAGCUCGUAGGUUUUUGACUGAAGAUGCCUCUACACUUGCAAGUCAUAUUUCCUCCCUUUGGGGGAUUAUAUUAUAUCUCUAAUAUAUAUGUGGCUUUUCCAUUGUGAGGGAGGGAUUGAUAUGAACCAAAGACAUUGUUUGACUCCUUCUGUAAGUGACUCAGUUGAGGUUCCAUCUGGAUUUGUAGAGGUGAAUGGAGCUGGUCACAAUGUCCAUGCCAGGUGGGAAGAGAGCAAUGAUGAAGGAACCAGCAUAAGUGAUAGAAACUCUUCCCAGAGCAGAGGGAACCUGGAGGGCUCAUGCUUUUCACGGAAAGACUGCCUGAAGGGAGUUGUUUUUUAUGUCCCCAGUUUUUCCCUCUGAGAAUAUUAAUUACUGCUACCCAUGAUCAACACGUAGCUUUAUAUUCAAAACGCAGAAAAGUACAAAAUAACCUUGAGCAAAUAGUUUAUUAUUCUGGUGGGGGAAAAGAAAAUACGUCUUUCACUUUCCUAUUGAACUAAUAAUAGGCAUUCAGAACUAAUUUAUUUAUGCAGGUUGCAAAUAUUUAUGAAUUAAUAGGUUCUGGCCACUGCCACAUUUGAACUUAAUGAAAUUAAAAAGUAUAUACUUAUAUAUUAGGGAAGAUGCAGUUUGAUAGGGCAUGUAAAAUAAAGUGAAACAUAUUUAUUAAAAGUAAACCACCUUUUUCAGCAAAUAAUAACUAGAGUACUAGUCCUAGUAUCUUGUAAAAUUCUUUUCUGUCUUCACUGGGCAAUUAUGUUUGAAAGUCAUUUCUCACCUAUGAAGUGGUCAACCACUUAUACUUUCUAUCCAAUAUAGAAACAGUGGACUUAUAAAUAAAUGUACACUGAUAGUAGUAGCUUCUACAGAUCCAACUUAUUGCAUGCAGUAUCUUUACAUUAAAAACACAUUAUAAAAACUGGUAUUUGCCUUUAUCCUUUGGCCAAUAAUUCAGAAACCUUUGCAACACAGCAUGAGUACCCUACUCCCUAGAUUAUUUGAGCCAUUUACUAAAACCAGCCAUUAACGCUACAGCGAAAACAAGCUGAACAAAUUAUACUCGUAUAAAAAAAUGUAGUCCAGUUUCGACUAUUAUAACAUAGCACAAUAAAUGGAAAAAUACAUUCAGUGGGGCUGAGUUUUGGGCCUUUAAUACUUCAUGUUUUAUAAAAAAUUAUUAUACUAAAAACUGCUCGAAGUGAAAAUUAUACAUAUUUCUCCAAUCCUAUUAACAAGUCAUAUUUAUAGAUAUCUUAAAAUUUCAAAUUACUUAAUCACUAACUAUACUUUAUAAUCCCUCAGGCUUGGCUUUCUCAAAACAAUAAUUUGCCACUUGAUGUGUAUUAAUAAUUAUAACAAUAAGGGAUAUGCCACACAAAUUAAUUUCUAGCCAAAGAAAUUUAUAUAGUACAUAUUUGUAGGCUAUGAAAUUUAUGUGGUGCAAUUUCCCAUGGAGGGGGUGGAGAGCGAGGAUGGGAAGUAGUUGGAAGGGCAAGGAUUUGGAUAAAAUUAUAAAGACUUCAGUGAAACAUCCAGACUAACACAUGGACUCCACUUUCCUAACAUUUUCACCGUGUCACAGACUUGGUCUUCUCGCUAGUUUAACCUUGUAUGAAGUAUAUAAUUAAAGGAGGACAUCAAUCAGUUAUAUCAUGUGUUGAAGUAACCACAGAAAGAAGACAUAUUACCAACAAGCAUGCUUCUUUCAAUUUAGUGAAAAUUAUUUAACAAAAAAGAAUGUGUAUAAAAUCCUGAGUAACUGUAUCUUCAGUAACACAGGAAUCAUUUUUGUUUGGUCAGCCACAUUGGAGUUUCAUCAUGAAGAUAUAUCAUCAGUGAGACUGGAUAGGGAUAAAUAUCUGAGAAGAGAUGAGCAAACUCAUGUGUGUAUUCUCUGUAAAUAUAAUUUGAAUGAUUAAUCCCUCUUUUUCUCCAUGGAACUACCACAAAUCAUACUUUCCUACUCAAGAAUGUGAAUCUUGUUUGUAUACAUUCUACAAUUAUUAUAACUAAAGGAGGCAUUAGGUAAUUUGUAGACUCUGAUGGAAGUAUCAUGGGGUGUUGGGCUCAUUGUGUAAAUAGGCAGAAUGCCAGCUCUGGAAGCCACCUCAAAGGUCAUGUAAAAAACAAACCCAUGCAUGUUGUGAUUUGGUCAAAGGCACAGAAAAGGCCAGGAAUAGUUUGACCUACUUCCAAGAUCCUCAUCUAGGAAAGUUUCCUUGACACGAUCUUGUCUCCCAGUUAGACACAGAAGUUGAGAAAUAUCAUAGGGCCUCUAGAGAAAUAAGCCCUGUGCAUUCAAGUGUUUUCCUGUAUUUUUCAGAUGUUCUAAUUCUUGCUGGACUCAUGGCCAAUUAUAUCAAUGGAAAGUUUGCUUUAUGGGGCAAUUGAUAUGACUUAACUCAUGUCACCAUGCUGUUGUAAGUCAUGAACGAAUUUUAUAAGCUUUACUGACUCUUGAAUUACCAUCCAGUUCUUUGUUUGAAAUUCAAAAAUUUUUAUCCUACAUGACUGUCAAAAAGAAAAAAUUAAGUGAGUGUGUUUUGUAUUCCUACUAACUUAUAUUUUAAUUGUGAUUAUUAUUUUGGGGUCUUUAUCACUCUGUGGCACUUUAUGGUGUAAUUAUUUAGCGCGUUUGUCAAAACUUUGUUAAAUAAUGGACAACAGUGCUACAUUUUUUUUUCACGUGAACUUUGAAAAGAUUUCAUUUUCCAAGGAUUUUCGGUAAAUGUUUUUUACAUUAAAAUACACAUCAAGUUUUUCCUUAUAAACUUUAGUAGGCAAUUAUUUAAAUUAAAUGAAGUUUAGAUAAAUAAAGAAUAAGCUAAAAUCACAACAUUUUGUUAAAACCAUGUUUUACUUGAGAUUUUCAGGCACUCCCCCACUACCCCAUUUUAAGAUUUUAAUCCCUUAUAAACAUUUAAAGGAGAGAAAAAAUACAUUUGUAAUAGAAAUUCUCCAUUUCCUCCUAAAAUUCUGUUUGACUAAUAAGUUUUUAUCACAUCAUCUAUACCUGUUUUUCUAUUCUAUAUUCCAUAUUCCAGCUGUCAGAAGAAUGGAUGAAUUUAAAUGUUCUAAUAGUUGUUUUGGGCCAGUUUUAGUAGUUGAUACAAUGAGUUUCCUCAAUCUUUUUCAUGCCUGUAGGAGGCGUUUUGGACUUAAAGAGAACAUCGACCCUUGUUGUAGACACAGUAUUGUGCAUUCAGUGGCACAGGUAUAUGCCUUGACCCUGUAGUUGUGCUAAUGUUGGAAUUUGACUGCUAUCUUAAUUCAUUCAGGUGACCCACAGCCUCAUAAGAGUUGCUUAUUUCCAAGAAUCAGAAGUUUAAAAAACUCAAAUUGAGGAAAAGAAGAAGAUUGGGAUAGAUGAUUUUAAAAAAAAAAAAAAAA
Molecule: messenger RNA, 6993 nt
Organism: Trichechus manatus latirostris (Florida manatee)
Lineage: Eukaryota; Metazoa; Chordata; Mammalia; Sirenia; Trichechidae
Gene: DOK6
Product: docking protein 6
Exons: 7
Coding region: 1-876 (291 amino acids)
Biological process (GO): Ras protein signal transduction; cell surface receptor protein tyrosine kinase signaling pathway; positive regulation of MAPK cascade
Cellular component (GO): cytoplasm
Source: RefSeq, a predicted model, not a curated record